AUGCUGGUCGCUCCUCGCACCCUCUACGAUUGGAUCUGCCUACACUGCCUUCACACCUCCUUCAACCUCAACCUCCGCACCAGUGUUACUGGCGGUGGUGGUCUGUUUCGCGAGGGUUCCGAUCUCUGCCUCAACAACCUCCGACCCUGC
This is a messenger RNA of Dibothriocephalus latus, 150 nucleotides long. The record is from the annotation of a GenBank genome assembly. NCBI's taxonomy places the organism in Eukaryota, Metazoa, Platyhelminthes, Cestoda, Diphyllobothriidea, Diphyllobothriidae.